This is a messenger RNA of Osmerus eperlanus (European smelt), 2717 nucleotides long. RefSeq names its product cyclic AMP-responsive element-binding protein 5-like. Lineage: Eukaryota; Metazoa; Chordata; Actinopteri; Osmeriformes; Osmeridae. The coding region runs from base 359 to 1912 and encodes 517 amino acids. The record is from RefSeq and is a predicted model, not a curated record. Gene Ontology annotation, biological process: regulation of transcription by RNA polymerase II. Gene Ontology annotation, molecular function: DNA-binding transcription factor activity, RNA polymerase II-specific; cAMP response element binding. The transcript has 11 exons.
AAAAGCGGAUCGUAUACUAUGUCAUUGUGUGUGAAGGUAGAAGCUGUGGAGGAGGAUGUUCUCAUGUGUGGGGCUGCGCGGUGACAGGUGACAUCAUUUGAUUCACUUAAGUUGGUCUUUUCUGCCACACAGCAAUUUCAACCGAAAGUUUAUCUUAAAUAGGCUACUAUUAGUCCAGCUAACUGUCAAAGAUCAACUGUCAAAUAUCAAUACGUCAAAUUAAUUGUCAUUUAGCCUACUCCGUUAGUUUGUUCGGAUGGGAGUUAUGUCUUAAACUGACGUCAUCCUGCAGGCCUGUUGAUGUGAUUUAAAGAUUUCUGCUGAGAUGUGCUGACUGUGCUUUACUGAUGUUGGAAAAAUGGCAGGCAGACCAACAGGCACUUUGAUGUCAGUGAAGGAGAUGAACAAGGACCAGGACCGGCCCUACGUAUGCAGCGCGCAUGCUUGCUCUCAGAGCUUCCAGACUGAAGCCCAUCUGAUGAUCCACAGACACAAGCAUGAGAUGACCCUGAAGUUCCCCUCCAUCAAGACAGACAACGCCUUUACAGACCAGACUCCAACACCGACGCGUUUUCUGCGAAACUGUGAGGAGGUUGGCCUCUUCAGGGAGAUCGAGGAGGAGUUCCGUGAGGAACAGGAAGAGGAGCACAACAAACAGAAUCUCCCUAAAAAUGGACCCUCGUGUCCAAACCAGGCUCAGUCCCGUCACCAGCCUCAGAUCCAGGCCCAGCACCAUCACCCCCAGACCCAGCACCAUCCCCAGACCCAUGGCAGCAUGAUGGGUCCUAGCUGCAGUCUGGCUGCCCAGCAGACUCUGCCCUCCUCCCAGGCUGGCUCAGUCAUCACCCAGGCCCCCUCCACUCUCACACACAGCGGACCAGUCCCUGGGUCGCUGUCUUCCUUGCUGCAUCUGAGGAACAGACAGAGACAGCCCCUGGCUGCCUCCAUGCCCGGCACUCUGCCAGACCCGGCCAUGCAAGGGGCAUCUGCACAGCACAUGACGAUGGAGGGACAGAUGUCCCGAAUGAUGGGGAUUCCAGGCCCCUCCCAUAACACAUCCUGCUCCUCCCCCCAGAGGUCUAAACCAACCAUGGGCCACCAUCACCCCCAUCACCACCCAGCAGUCGCCAACAGCAACAACAUGACACCGAUGGGUCACAUGAUGGAGAUGAUGUCACAGCGGCAGCAUCACCACCAGCAGCACCUGCAGGCUCCGCCCCUCCCCUACCAACAGCACUGCCACGCCCCGUUACAACACAUGGGGAACGCCCACAAUCACCAGGGCCACCAACCAGGGAAUGCGAUACACCCUCAGGCCCACCAAUCACCACCGUCGCACAUGCAGGCUGGCCACACCCACCAGGGCUCCCCUCACCUGCCCCUCCUCUCCAUACCAGGACAGUUGUCUCCAGCUGCGCUGUCUCAUUCCCAGCAUGCAGUUCUGUCCAGCGGCAGCAGCAGCAGCAGUGGCGGGGGCGGAGGCAGUGGCGGGCGUCGUAGGAGGUCGAUGGACCAGGACCCGGACGAGCGCAGACAGAAGUUUCUGGAGCGGAACCGAGCGGCGGCCACGCGCUGCAGACAGAAGAGGAAGGUGUGGGUGUCCUCGCUGGAGAAGAAGGCUGAGGAGCUAACACACACCAACAUGCAGCUACAGAACGAGGUGACUACUCUCAGGUCAGAGGUCGGCCAGUUGAAACAGAUCCUGCUGACCCACAAAGACUGUCCUGUCACCGCCCGGCAGAGAGAGGCUCAGGGGUACCCCAAUCCAGGGCGGAGCCCGGGAGGAAGUCCCGCCCCUUUGUGUCCGGGGUCUCGUCAGCAGGCCAUCCAACACAACAGCGUCUCCACCUCCUCGGCUGCCGGGGGCAACACAGCGCGCCGCGACCACACGGACAUCAACCCGGCGCACUAACACAGACACUAACGUUCUGGAUCUGCAGAUGCAUCUCAAAAGUCCACAUGGUCUCCGUCUCCUGGUCUCUAGGUGCUGACGUGAAAGGAUAUCUCUCUAAGCCUUGAGUCAUUGGCUCUUUAACACUGUGAUGGUCACCCGAGAACUGGAUCAUGUGUGUGUGUGUGUGUUUGUGAUUGUGAGAGUGUCUUAGACCAUUUCUGUUUCCAUACAUGGUAUGUCUAAAUGGAAAUGAAUGCCCCAGGACUUUGUAUUUGCUAACACGUUCAUUCUGAAUAUGUAGGAGAUUUCAGCAGCCAGGUCUUUAUCUAGCACCAGGAGAACAAGGUCUGCAGGUGGGACUUCAUGAGGGUGUUAGAGUGAUUGUAUAGUAGUGUGCAACACAAAGCCUUCAGGAAAUUCACAAAGUGAAUGAAAACAAAUGUUUCAAAAAACUUUUUUAUACAAAAGAAAUUAGAAAAUGUAUACCAAGACCUGCAAAAAGGAUGCCCUUAGUCUAUAAUUGCAUCUUGCAGACCCACUUUCUUGUUCUGGAGCAUUUUGGUACCAAAUUGUUCAGGACGUCUGUUCAGCACUUAUAUUUUUUACAGUAUGUUUGUAUCUUUGUGAAUUGGACUAACAUAGUUACAAAAUGAUGUCCAUUUAUGUGUCUGUUUUGUUUCACCUUUUGUUUUUGUACAGAAAUUGACAAUCGCAGAAAAUCAAGUGCAUAAUAAAAACACAUAUUUUGGUGUGUGUGCGAACAUAUUUUGUAACGAUUUGACUCAAAAUUGUUCAAAUUAAUUAUUAAAACUGGACAAUCGUU